AAACUCCAUCCCACGACCCUUUCCCUCAACCCACUCGACUUCUCUCUCUCUCUCUCUCUCUCUCUCUCUAUAUCUCAAGAUUCUCAACUUCUCUCUCUUAUAUAUAUAGUUUGAGAACACUCUCCCUCUCUCUCUAUCUAUUAGCAGUUUACAGUUGUGGGAACUAAAGAAUCAAUCGCCAUGGCUGAUGAAGUUCAAAAGCAACCCCAAGAGACAUUGGCAUUAGUCGAAGAAGAAGAGGUGGUGGUCACUGAUGUUCCACAGUCUGAGAAAGCUGCCGCCACUGUAGAGAAAGAGCAACCUCAUGUGCCAGAGGCUGAGGAGCCGAAGCCCAAUCCCGUUGAGGAGGAGCCUGCGGCAGAAGGGACUGAGUUGCCGAAACCGGGUGACACCGAUGCGAAGAUCCCUCAAUCGGGUUCCUUCAAAGAAGAGAGCACCAGAGUUGCUGACCUUCCCGACAUCGAGAAGAAAGCACUUGAAGAGCUUAAGCAGCUUAUCCAAGAUGCUCUCAACAAGCAUGAAUUCACUACUCUGACUUCAUCUCCACCGCCACCACCCCCCAAAGAAGAAGAAAAGCCAGCGGCUGUAGAGGAAAAGGAGGAUCAGAAGCCUGCUGAAGAAAAGCCAGCCGAAGUGGCCGCUGAUGUUCCUCCAAUGGCAUCGGAAGAACCCGCAAAGCCAGAAUCAGAAACUCCAGAAGAAACCAAGGAAGGAGCAGAGAAGAAGGCGGAACCGGAGAAUGAAGAAACAGUUGCAGAACAAGUAACAGAAACGGUAGUGGCAACGGAGGUCAUUGAAAAGAAGGCUGCCGCUGAUGCCGUAGAUGAUGAUGGUGCAAAGACUGUGGAAGCCAUAGAAGAGACCAUUGUGGCGGUCUCUUCUUCAGUUCAACAGGAGCAGCCUCAUCCACCUCCAGCAAACAACGCGGAGGAUCAGAAGGCUGCUGCACCAUCGGAGGCGGAAGAAAAAGAUGCCAAAGCUGAGGAUUCGGCUCCUCUGCCUCCGGACGAAGUAUCCAUCUGGGGGAUCCCACUCCUCGCCGAUGAGAGAAGCGAUGUCAUUCUCUUGAAAUUUCUCCGAGCAAGAGAUUUCAAGGUGAAAGAUGCAUUCACCAUGAUCAAGAACACGGUGCGCUGGAGGAAAGAGUUUGGGAUCGAAGAGUUGCUAGAAGAAGACCUGGGUAAUGAUUUAGAGAAGGUGGUGUUCAUGCACGGCUUUGAUAAGGAAGGACACCCUGUGUGCUACAAUGUCUACGGGGAAUUCCAGAACAAGGAGCUUUACCAGAAAACAUUUUCUGAUGAAGAGAAGAGACAGAAGUUCUUGAGGUGGAGGAUUCAAUUCCUGGAAAGGAGUAUCCGGAAGUUGGAUUUCAACCCUGGUGGUAUUUGCACUAUUGUUCAGGUCAAUGAUUUGAAGAAUUCUCCAGGACCUGGAAAGCGGGAGCUUAGACAAGCAACAAAACAGGCCCUACACCUGCUCCAAGAUAAUUAUCCUGAAUUUGUAGCCAAACAGGUGUUUAUCAAUGUCCCUUGGUGGUACCUGGCGGUCAAUAGAAUGAUAAGCCCAUUCCUAACCCAGAGAACCAAAAGCAAAUUUGUGUUUGCUGGCCCUUCUAAGUCUGUAGGGACCCUUUUGGGGUACAUAGCUGCAGAGCAGGUACCAGUCAAAUAUGGAGGACUGAGCAAAGAUGGUGAAUUUGGCACAACAGAUGCUGUAAAUGAGAUAACUGUUAGGCCUGCAGCAAAACACAUCGUGGAAUUUCCAGUUACUGAGUCCUGCCUUCUUGCUUGGGAAGUCCGAGUAGUGGGAUGGGAGGUGAGCUACGGUGCAGAAUUUGUGCCAAGCGCUGAAGAGAAUUACACUGUGAUCAUUCAGAAGGCUAGGAAGGUGGCCUCAUCUGAAGAACCAGUUGUUUGCAACAGUUUCAAGAUUGGUGAACCUGGCAAGGUGGUACUCACCAUUGAUAAUCCUACCUCCAAGAAGAAAAAGCUCCUUUACCGUUUGAAGAUCAAGCCUUCUUCUGAUUGAAUGAUUUCUUUUAAGAGGAAAUGGGAAAAGAAA
This is a messenger RNA of Juglans microcarpa x Juglans regia, 2061 nucleotides long. Its product is annotated as patellin-3-like. Gene Ontology annotation, molecular function: lipid binding. Lineage: Eukaryota; Viridiplantae; Streptophyta; Magnoliopsida; Fagales; Juglandaceae. The record is from RefSeq and is a predicted model, not a curated record.